AUGGCCGCCGCCGCCGCCGAUGAUAUGCACGAACUUGAUGUCGCUGUCGGCCCGGGAGCUGGAGGUGAAGUAGAAGUUAGAGAUAGUCCUCAGGUGUACAUCACCCGUCUCAUUGAAGGGCUGAUUGUGCGAGCUGCACUUUUGGAGGACGAGCUCACAUGCGGCAAGCACCGGGAGUUGAAGCUGCGCGAGCUCUUGCGCUUAACGGAGUUUCUCCUCAACGAGUAUAAGGACCUUUACUUCCAGGCAAACAACACCCUCGAGAACAUCUACGCCCAGUUGGAGAACAUGCAAAGGGACUGCGUGUGUCAUGGUGGAUUCCAUAGGCUCUUCAGAGCACGUUCUCGUUAG
Molecule: messenger RNA, 351 nt
Organism: Trametes versicolor FP-101664 SS1
Lineage: Eukaryota; Fungi; Basidiomycota; Agaricomycetes; Polyporales; Polyporaceae
Exons: 3
Coding region: 1-351 (116 amino acids)
Source: RefSeq, a predicted model, not a curated record